AUGGGGCCGAAUGGCCAAGCUCCCAUCUAUUUGGAUUACAAUGGCACGACGCCAAUUGACCCGGAAGUGUGCCAAGCGAUGUCGCUGAUGAUGAGCCAACAUUGGGGAAACCCUUCCACCUCGCACUACUAUGGUGUGCAGGUGGCUUCGGGAGGUCCCAUUGGUGGACGAAAUCUCCCCAUGGAGGCCAAAAAGGCCAUCGAAACUGCCAGAAGGCAAUGUGCUGACCUGAUCGGUGCGGAUCCAGGCGAGAUCACUUUCAUGUCAAACGGCACGGAGACCAUCAACCAGGCUCUCAAGGGUUUGGCUGAGAUUGGUGAGACAGAAGGUCGGCAACAUUUCAUCACCCAGGCCAGCGAACACGUGGCCGUCUUGGAGGUGUGCAAAGCUUUGGAGCGGCGAGGCUGCCAGGUAACCUACCUGCCAGUGGAUUCUGAAGGCAUGGUGAGCCCGGACGCUGUAGAGGCCGCACUGACUCCCAGGACGAUUUGCAUCAGCAUCAUGCAUUCGAACAACGAAACGGGUGCGUUGCAGCCCAUUAAGGAGAUUGUCAUGCGGGCAAGGAAAGCUCCAAAGAGAGUCUUUAUGCAUUGCGAUGCCUCACAGAGCUUGGGAAAGCUUCCAGUGAACGUGAAGGAGUUGGAUGUAGACCUGCUGACCAUUGCAGGGCAUAAGCUUUAUGCACCCAAAGGGGUUGGCGCCUUAUACAGGAGAUGCACAGUUCCAGAUCUACCGCCGCUGCUGCACGGUGCUGGGCAGGAAGCAGGGCGCCGAGCCAGUACGGAGAAUGUGAUACACAUUGUUGGACUGGGCAAAGCUUGUGAAAUCGCUGCCCGGGAUCUCCCAAAGAAUCAGAAACACAUGCAGGAGAUGCGGGAUAGGUUACACCAGAAACUUAUUGAAGGUCUGGGAUCUAGCGCACACCUCAUGCGACAGAAUGGCCCAGCAGAGGCACGGCUUCCGAACACCUUGUCUGCCUCCUUCUAUAAGGUUGAGGCGAACACCUUGCUCUCGGAGGUAGCCGAUGAGGUCGCAGCUUCCGCAGGGGCGGCUUGCCACAGUGAUGAAGUGCACAUGUCACAUGUGCUCGAGGCCAUGGGAGUCAGCAAGGAUUGGGCCAUGGGAACAUGUCGCUUCACACUCGGACGAGAAAGUACGACGCAGGAGGUAGACCAUGCGGCGAAGGUCUUGGCUAAAACAGUGCUGAGGCUCAUGCCGGACGCGCAGGCUGAUGAGGCAGCAGAGGAGGUGGACCCGGAGUCGGUGAAGCUCACCCGCUUCACGCACGGAAUGGGCGCGGUGACCCGGAUCUCCGAAAGUUGGCUCAUCGAGUUAGAUGUUCCGGAGAAGACCACGGUCGCCUCACUGAAGCGGAUCUUGCAGAAACCACCGCACUCUUUGGAGGUCACAGCGGCAACCAAGGUCCUGUUUCGCAACAACGGAGUAUUGACGACACUCUUCGACAAAGAGCUUGUGCACAGUCAUGUAACUCUGCUGAAUGUGAAGGACGACAAAGCGCUGCCCUUUCCGGAGACCUUUCUUUGGGGAGCCGCCACAGCGGCCUACCAAAUCGAAGGGGCUGCGAACAAGGAGGGACGAAGUCCGAGCAUUUGGGAUACUUUCUGCAGCAUGCCGGGCAAGAUCCAGAACGGAGACACAGGAAGCUACGCCUGUGAUCAUUACCACAGAUUUGCCGAGGACGUGAGGCUGAUGAAAGACUGUGGCCUGCGUGCCUACUGCUUUUCCAUCUCCUGGUCCAGGCUUCUGCCUCAGGGACGAGGCAAGAUGAAUCCGAAAGCCUAUGACUUUUACAACUCUUUGCUGGUUGAGUUGCAUGACAAGGGGAUCACUCCUAUCGUCACCUUGUAUCACUGGGACCUCCCUCAAUGCCUUGAAGAUGAGUAUGGUGGCUGGCUUUCUCCUAAGGUGAUUCCGGAUUUUGAAGCCUUUGCUUCAACAUGUUUCGAGUGCUUUGGAAGUUAUGUCAAGCACUGGAUCACUUUGAAUGAGCCCUGGUGCUGCUGCGUCCUGGGCUACGGCAACGGAGAACAUGCGCCGGGCCGCAGCGCUGACGCGGGGCGCGAGCCGUACCUCGCAGCACAUCACAUGUUGCUGGCCCAUGCCCGAGCAGUGAAGUGCUACCGCGAGCUCUACCAAGCAGAGCAGGAGGGUGCUAUAGGCCUCACUUUGAACAUGGAUUGGAAAGAGCCUCUGAGCUCAUCGGAGGCUGAUCGGCUGGCGCAACGCCGUGCGUUGGAUUGGCAGCUGGGAUGGUUCGCGGAUCCGGUGUACAAAGGUGAUUACCCGGAGAGUAUGCGACAGAAAUGCGGCGAGCGGCUGCCAGAAUUCACCAAGGAGGAGCAGUCCUGGCUGCUGGGCUCUUCGGAUUUUUUCGGUUUAAAUCACUAUUCGACCGACUUCGUCUCGCCUGGGGAGGACAAGCCAGAGAAGGACAGCAUUUUUGCAGAUCCGGAGGUGAAGAACUGCUCGGAUCCUCGAUGGCUUCGGACAGACAUGGGCUGGGACAUUGUGCCCUGGGGCUUUGAAAAACUGCUCAGCUGGAUCCAGAAAGAGUAUUCGCCCAAGGGUGGCAUUCUGGUGACUGAAAAUGGGUGCGCAGUGCGAGAGACAACGGAAGAAGAAGCCGUGAAUGAUGGUGCUCGGAUGGAAUAUUUGCAAGGAUACCUCUCUCAGAUGCACAAAGCAAUCUCCAAAGGUGUUGAGGUGAAGGGCUACCUUGUUUGGUCCUUCAUGGACAAUUUCGAGUGGGCCUUUGGUUAUGCCAAGCGGUUCGGCAUUGUGCGAGUGGAUUUCGACACCCAAGAGCGCACACUGAAGAAGUCAGCCAACAUUUUCCAGACCCUGGCGAAGGAGAACAAAUUGAAGGUGCCGUCUCGUGUUCUCGCUCUCUCAGAGUUUAUUCCGUUCAAUGGCAGACUGGAAGAUACCGCAGUCGCGCCCAAAAAGCUGGCAAGACCACAGCUGUCCAUCGACGACGCCAAAGGCAUGUUAAAAGAGUUUUGCUCAAAAUACGAGGACCAAAAUUUUCAAGACAGGAUGGUUCAGUGCUUUCAGCAGUUCUUAAUCCACAACGAUGAGAUGCAACUGCUGAAGGAACGGCGGCGGCUGUGCAUGCCCAUCCAGGCUGAGAUCAUUCCAAAGUAUGGCUUUGAGCCCACGACCCGCGGCGUCAGCCAGGUGCAAGCGGCGCUGACGGCACCGCGGCUCACGGAGGACCCUGACAUCCGGCAAAUGAAUCACUACGUGGUGUACCUCACAGGUGAAAUGCCCAAAGCAAAGGUGCUGGAGCGUGUUUUGGACGAGUUGAGGGCUGUGAGUGGCCCCAUGGUGGAUCCCAAUGUCUUGGCCGGCCUCGGCAAGUCCAACGAGGAUGCGUGCGUCUAUAAGGUGAGCGAAGAGAUCGCCAUUGUGGGAACCCUGGAUUUCUUCACCCCCAUUGUGGACGAACCAGAGGUCUUUGGAGGUAUUGCGGCCUCGAACGCUCUCUCAGACGUGUAUGCUAUGGGGGCCAAGCCCAUCUUUGCCAUGAACAUUGUGGGUUUCCCAUCGAAUCGGCUGCCAUCAUCAGUAUUGGCCAGGAUCUUGAAGGGCGGACAGGAGAAGUGCGCCGAAGCCCAGGUUCCCAUCUUGGGAGGACACACUGUGGAAGACCUGGAACCCAAAUAUGGCCUGGCCGUGAUAGGUGUGGUUCAUCCGAAGAAGGUUUGGCGCAACAACGCUUUGAAGGUGGGCGACAGCUUGGUCUUGACCAAGCCGAUCGGAACUGGCAUUCUGGGCACUGCACAGAAGAGAGGUCUUUUGGAAGCAGGGGCCAAGAAACAGCUGCAGGAGACCUUGUUGCAACUCAACAAAACAGCCGCCGAAGUAGCCCAAGCCGAUUCAGAGGUCCAUGCAGCCACUGAUGUCACCGGCUUUGGAUUGCUGGGACAUUUAAAGGAGAUGCUGACACCGGAAGAUGUCGAACCAGCGGCAAAAAAGGCCAAACAUGAGAACGGUCACAAUGGCGCAGGCUCCCAAUUGACUGCUGUGAUCACUGCCAAGGCGGUACCUUUGCUCCAACAGGCCAAAGAGCUGGCGGUGGAUGAUCAAUGCGUCCCUGGCGGUUCCCUGAAUAAUUUGAAGCUGGUGGAAGCGACCACCUGUUUCAAGGAGGGAGUCUCCAAAGAAAUGCGAAUUCUCUUGGCGGACGCCCAAACCUCUGGAGGACUUCUUUUGGCUGUUGGCGGAGAUGGUUCCAAGCUGGUGGCAGCCCUGCACAAGGCUGGACUGACGCAGACAGCCAAAAUCGGCGAGGUCCAGGCGUCUGCCUCCGGGCCGAGCAUUGUCGUUGAACCCUGA
Messenger RNA from Cladocopium goreaui, 4359 nucleotides. The record is from the annotation of a GenBank genome assembly. Lineage: Eukaryota; Dinophyceae; Suessiales; Symbiodiniaceae.